AUGACUGAUCCCAGGAAGCUGAGCCUUCAGGUGGUGCUGGUCCUCCUGUGUGUCUCCCAGCUGACCACAGGCUUGAAGUGUGCGUGCCCGCUGUGCGCCAACCACACCUGUGAGACGGCCGCGGACGGGGCCUGCUGGAACUCUGUGAUGCUGAUUGAUGGGAAGGAGGAGACGGUCAAGUCCUGCCUGUCCCCCUCACAGAUGAAGGGCCAGGUUUUCUGCUACAGCUCCAGGAACGUCUCCAAGAGAAGCUGCUGCUUCACCGACUUCUGCAACAACGAGACUCUGCAUCUGCACUCAAAGACACCUUUAGAAGAACCAGGCUGGAGCAGGCUUCAGCUCAGCGUUGUGAUCCUGGUGCCAUCCUGCCUGCUGUGUGUAGGGAUCCUGCUGGGCGUGUGCCUCGUGCAGGGACACCGUUGUGCCUACGGCCGAGCCUACAAGCAAGACCCAGAGGAUCCUCUGGACAACCAGAUCCUGAUGUCUCCUGACACAUGCCUCAAAGAUCUGAUCUAUGACAUGAGCACCUCUGGCUCUGGAUCAGGACUUCCACUGCUGGUCCAGAGAACCAUAGCUCGAACCAUCGUCCUGCAGGAGACCAUCGGAAAAGGUCGGUUUGGUGAGGUGUGGCGCGGCAAGUGGCGAGGAGAGGACGUGGCCGUGAAGAUCUUCUCCUCCCGGGACGAGCGGUCGUGGUUCCGGGAAGCAGAGAUUUAUCAGACCAUCAUGCUCCGGCAUGAGAACAUCCUGGGAUUCAUUGCUGCUGAUAACAAAGAUAAUGGCUCGUGGACUCAGCUCUGGUUGGUGUCAGAGUACCACGAGCACGGCUCUCUGUACGAUUACCUGAACAGAUACACGGUUUCUGUGGAGGGCAUGGUGGUUCUGGCUUUGUCUAUAGCCAGUGGACUGGCACACCUCCACAUGGAAAUCAUUGGUACACAAGGGAAGCCUGCGAUCGCUCACAGAGAUCUAAAGUCUAAAAAUGUCCUGGUGAAGAAGAACGGGACGGCGGUCAUCGCAGACCUGGGUUUGGCCGUUAAACACAACUCCUGCACGAACACCAUCGACAUACCAUUCAACCACAGAGUGGGAACCAAGAGGUACAUGGCUCCAGAGAUCCUGGAUGAGUCGAUUAAUAUGAACAACUUUGAGUCGUUCAAGAGGGCAGACAUUUAUUCUCUGGGCCUGGUGUUCUGGGAACUGUCCAGAAGAUGCUCUGUGAGAGGACUUCAUGAAGACUUUCAGCUGCCUUAUUACGACAUGGUGCCUUCAGAUCCGUCCAUCGAGGACAUGAAGAAGGUGGUGUGUGAUCAGAAACUUAGACCCAACGUUCCCAACCAGUGGCAGAGCUGCGAGGCUCUGCGUGUGAUGGGAAAACUGAUGAGGGAGUGCUGGUACUCCAACUCCGCGGCACGACUCACUGCCCUGCGAGUCAAGAAGACCGUGUCUCAGCUCUCUGUCACCAAGGACGUCAAAGACUAGUUUUAUCAGUCGUUCCAGAGAUCUGCACUGGUGCGGUGUGAGGAACUUGAAGGCCUGAAGCUGGACCCAAGCACAUCCUCACAGAGUCUGCUUGGGUUGUUUUUGGUGCCAAAGCACUGAGGGAAAUAUGUGUGUGAAGAUAUUUACACAAAAACAUUCAGGAGACUGACUUUUAAAAAAAAAAAUUCCA
Molecule: messenger RNA, 1672 nt
Organism: Nematolebias whitei (Rio pearlfish)
Lineage: Eukaryota; Metazoa; Chordata; Actinopteri; Cyprinodontiformes; Rivulidae
Product: activin receptor type-1C
Exons: 9
Coding region: 1-1482 (493 amino acids)
Biological process (GO): cellular response to growth factor stimulus; activin receptor signaling pathway; protein phosphorylation
Cellular component (GO): plasma membrane; activin receptor complex
Molecular function (GO): ATP binding; activin receptor activity, type I
Source: RefSeq, a predicted model, not a curated record